CUCUCUCUCUCUCGCUCACAUAAUUGUGAAGAAUUCCGCCCCAAGCUCCUCCGCCUUACUCCGCCCACUCGCCGCCGCCGCCGCCGCCGCCUACCUCGCCCGCGAUGCAAGGCGUCCAGCGCCGCCGCUGCUCGAACGAGGCAGCGGGGCUCGACCUGUCGGCCGCCACGGCCACGGCCACCACCACCUCCUCGGCCUCCGCCUCCGCCUCCACGGCGUCCCUGUCCAUCGACGAGGCGGAGCCGGCGGAGGCCCGGAUCCAGCGCCUGAUAUCGGAGCACCCGGUGAUCAUCUUCAGCCGGUCGUCCUGCUGCAUGUGCCACGUCAUGAAGAAGCUCCUGGGCACCAUCGGGGUCCACCCCACCGUCAUCGAGCUCGACGACGACGAGAUCUGCUCCCUCGGCGACGGCGCCUCCACCCCUUCCGCCUUCAUCGGCGGCUCCCCCGUGGGUGGCCUCGACUCCCUCUUCGCCCUCCACCUCUCCGGCCGCCUCAUCCCCAUGCUCGUCGCCGUCGGCGCCCUCUACAACCACCCCAUCCCCUCCUGAACCCCCGGCGGGGUUCUCCACCCGUCAAGUAGCUAAUCUAGCUCCCUCAGCUCAUCACCACCUCUCCCCUUGAUUUCCCAUCUCUUCUUGUACUGUAAUUGCACAAAAGCCAAAAAAAUUAGCUCAAUAAUCUCCUCCUCCUUCUCCCUUCUCCCUUCCUCCUUUGUACUCGCUGCAGCCGAUCGACGCGUGUGCCGCGGGGGCAACAUUCACUGGUCCGGCGGGUCCGAGCCCCCCCCAUUACAAUCCGCCGGCGAAUGGCCCGAGCGAUCCCGACCGUCCGUUUUCGCUCGAGGACGGCGUGCGAAGCGCGCGCAUCCGGGAGCCACGAGACGAGGGAGGACGCCUCUUGCGUAAUGCGCAAAAAUAGCCGACCGUGCAUCAGCUCUUUAUUAGUACUCUGUUCUAUAUAGUUUUGAUAUUGGAAUGUGUCAAUUCAAUGCUAAAAAUUCGCAUCAUUAUUAUUAUUAAUCUUGCUGCCCUUUUCAUUGAAA
Molecule: messenger RNA, 1042 nt
Organism: Syzygium oleosum
Lineage: Eukaryota; Viridiplantae; Streptophyta; Magnoliopsida; Myrtales; Myrtaceae
Product: glutaredoxin-C10-like
Exons: 1
Coding region: 105-548 (147 amino acids)
Source: RefSeq, a predicted model, not a curated record